This is a messenger RNA of Ylistrum balloti, 1034 nucleotides long. Its product is annotated as phytanoyl-CoA hydroxylase-interacting protein-like. Lineage: Eukaryota; Metazoa; Mollusca; Bivalvia; Pectinida; Pectinidae. Bases 30 to 548 code for a protein of 172 amino acids. The transcript has 2 exons. The record is from RefSeq and is a predicted model, not a curated record.
GACUAGAAGAAUUUUAAUGCACUCUGGACAUGGAAAAAGUGAAAUUAUUUUACCAUGUCACAACUUCGCUUUUCAAACCAAACAUCAUUCAAGCACAAGCAAUUAUUCCACAGCCCCAAAAUCAAUCGGCAGAUUGGAUGCGACUUUUGAAUCCAAUGUACAAGGAUAAGAUUCCAGAUGGAGUCUGGUUCUGUUCAACACUUUUCAAUGGUAAUCUGCCAAACAAAUCGCCUUAUGGCACACAGCGCGUGAAGAUACCGAUUGAAAAAGUUUUCAGCCAACUUGGAAGCAGCGUGAAUCUGUACCUUGGACAAAAAGCGGAGGUCUCCGGUAACAAAUAUAUCCGGCUUAUGGCUGUAAAGGAAGGCGAUACCUUUGAAUGUUUAGAGCAUAUGCAGAAGAUUGAUCCUGUCGACAACGAAUGGAUGAAGUUUACUUCGGAUACCGAAUUUGCAGUUGCUAAACGACCUGUUUGGGUGGAAGUAUUUUUCCCCUAUAAAAUUCAGGUGGAAAACGAAGAGUGGGAUACAGUGGAAGAAUUGAAGUAAAUGAGAACUGGACAUGAUUAAUCCAAACUGAACCCGUUACCCUUACGAGGGAAGUAGAAGACACCGAAAUAAAGCACGAUGGAUGUCAUGUGGAAUAUCAGUGACUCUAUGUAAUCUUUCUAAAUUAUACUCAUACUUAUAAUUAUACUCAUUUCCACAUUAUGUAUCUUAUUUUGCUCCAUAUACUGUUUAAAUAGAUAAUACUUAUCUACUGUUAACUAAGAGUACCAAAAGAAAAGCAUUAAAGUUAUUUAAGACAUAAUUGAUGACUUCACGAUAAAAUGAGAUACCCAAGGAAACGAUGGCAUCACUUGGUGAAAGCAAUUUAUUACAAUAUAUAGCAUUGCAGUCGACCAAGAUGUAAAUGUUCAUGAACUUUUCAUUUUUAAUUCUUUAAUUGAACAAUCAAACUGUUUUAAAAUGAUGUAUUGUAUAUCAAAUCAUCAUUAUGUUCAGUCAUUCAUUGAAUAAAUCACAUAUCUUAUU